This is a messenger RNA of Camarhynchus parvulus, 2869 nucleotides long. RefSeq names its product cyclin I (gene CCNI). Gene Ontology annotation, biological process: mitotic cell cycle phase transition; regulation of cyclin-dependent protein serine/threonine kinase activity. Gene Ontology annotation, molecular function: cyclin-dependent protein serine/threonine kinase regulator activity. Bases 572 to 1729 code for a protein of 385 amino acids. NCBI's taxonomy places the organism in Eukaryota, Metazoa, Chordata, Aves, Passeriformes, Thraupidae. The transcript is spliced from 7 exons. The record is from RefSeq and is a predicted model, not a curated record. Gene Ontology annotation, cellular component: cyclin-dependent protein kinase holoenzyme complex; cytoplasm; nucleus.
CUAACAGCCACCGGGCCGGGGGGAGAACCGGGAGGGGUGAACCUGGAGGGGAGAACGGGAAGGGAGAGCCGCCCCCAACCGCAGCCGGCCUCCCGCAUCCCUGACGCGGGGCUUUGUCCGCGGCCGGCGGCGCUGAGGCACGGCGGUUACGCGCUGAGGGGCGCUCGCGCCGCCUCACCGGCGCUUCUUUCUUCCCCCCCCCUCCCCUCCCCGAACCCCCCGGGAAGCGGCUGGCUGCGGGCUGCCUCUCGCUCCCCUCCCCUCCCUUUUCGUUUUUAUUUUAUUUUAUUUUAAUUUAACCCCCCCCUCCCUCCCUCCCGCGCGGCGGCCUAACCCCCCCCCCCCCCAGUUUCCCCCUCACCCUUCCCGCUCCCGUCAUGGCGACAUGAGGAGCCCGCCGGCCGCCGCCGCCCCGGGCAUGGGCCCCGCACGGUGCUGAAGCGCCGCCGAGGAGCCCUGGCGCCGCCGCCCCGCCAUGGGGUGCUGAUGGCCGGGCCCCGCCGGGCACCCCGCCGCCGCGCAGGGGAGGUAGCUGUAUCCAGCUGGGUGGCAGGUGGAUCCAAGGGUCACCAUGAAGUUUUCAGGACCCCUGGAGAGCCAGAGGUUGUCUCUCCUUCUGGAGAUGGCAAUCUCUAGGGAAGCUCAAAUGUGGAAAGCACAUGUGCCGAAAAUUCAGCCCAAUCAGGAUGUAGCCAUUUCUCCAAGGCAGAGGGAUGAGGUCAUCCAGUGGCUGGCGAAGCUCAAGUACCAGUUCCACCUUUACCCAGAAACGCUCGCCCUGGCCAUCAGCCUCUUGGACAGGUUUUUAGCAGCAGUAAAGGCCCAUCCCAAGUACCUGAACUGUAUUGCAAUCAGCUGCUUCUUCCUCGCUGCAAAGACCAUUGAGGAAGAUGAGAGGAUUCCAGUACUGAAGGUGUUGGCUCGGGAUAGCUUUUGUGGUUGUUCUCCAGCUGAAAUUCGCAGAAUGGAGAAGAUCAUCCUGGAUAAACUGAACUGGGAUCUUCACAUGGCAACGCCACUGGAUUUCCUUCAUAUUUUCCACGCCGUGGCGGUGUCCAGCAGGCCGCAGCUCCUGGCCCUGCUGCCCACGCCCAGCCCCUCGCAGCACGUGGCGGCGCUGACCAAGCAGCUGCUGCACUGCAUGGCCUGUUUCCAGCUGCUGCAGUUCAAGGGCUCCAUGCUGGCGCUGGCCAUCGUCAGCCUGGAGCUGGAGAAGCUGCUCCCCGACUGGCUGGCUCUCAUCAUCGAGCUGCUCCAGAAGGCACAGAUGGACAGCUCGCAGCUGAUCCACUGCCGGGAGCUGGUGGCACAUCACCUUUCCACUCUGCAGCCUUCUCUGCUGCCCAACUCUGUAUAUGUCUACAGUCCCCUCCAGCAGACCCUGGUGACCUGUAACAGAGGAGCGUUCCACCGCCAGCCCUCCUCUGUCCCAGGGCCGGGUUUCUCCCAGGACAACGGCCGGCCAGAAGCGCCCGUCACAGCUACAGCCACGCUCUGCCCGCGCCCACCCGCCCCCGCCGGCGGCUGCAAGGCAGGCUCCGCCAAGCGCAAGGUGGAAGAGAUGGAAGUGGACGACUUCUACGAUGGCAUCAAGCGCCUGUACAACGAAGAGCUGGCUCCGGAGGCGGUGGCCCUGGAGAACAUGGGCUCCGUUUGCGGCGCCGACGUCUCGCGGCAGGAGGGCAGUGUGUCCCCCUGUCCCCCUCUGCAGCCGGUGUCUGUCAUGUAGCUGCCGGUGCCACCAUGGGACCUGGCAGCCCGUGGCCUCAGCAGGGCGAGAAGGGGCCGUACCUUGUCAGGCUGAACUGAAGGGAGCCAAAAGAAAACCAGGAAAAAAAAAAUCCCGACCCUUUUUUGAAUUUUAUUUCUUGUGCGGCUAAUUAUAGUUCCACUAUUUAAGCACUUAAAAACACAAAAAAGUAUAAAAAUCUAAAAAAAGACCCAAAAACCAAACAAAAAAAGUAGCAAAAACCUGUUCCUUUCUAGUGUUGUCGGUUCCACUGUUUUUCUGCUCCUGUGCGUUGUAACCCAUUCUCCACAUCCGAGAGCUCACACAUCAGCCCUGCAGAGCUGUUCUGGGUUUCCCAGCCAACUAAUGCCUCUCUGAUCCCAUUCCCACCCGCUCCUUGCUCCCUUUCUGCCUGCUCCUCUUUUAGUUCUCAGCCAGUCUCGUGCAUGACAUUCUGUCCUGCCCCACCUCCACCACAGCUUUCUUUUGCCCUUCUAAACAGAAACCUCUUUCGUUAAUAGCUGGGUGUUUAAAUGUGAUAAUAUUGAAAAACUGGAUUUAAACAAAAGAUUAGGCAGGGAAAAAACCCAAACCAAUGCUUGCAAGCUGCUCCACACUUCAGUAAUUCCCACAGGAGCGAGACGGUGCUCUGUGCCUUGCACAGAGACUUCUCCCUGUUACACCAUUUUGUCUAUCCCAACACAGAAAGCAGUUACUGGGUUAUGCAUUACUAGAAUGAAACCAUUUUUUCUUGCUGUGUAGCACUGAGUGUGGAUUCUCACCAAGGCUUGGUUCUCUCCAUCAGAUGUAACCCUUGAAUUGUGCAGAGCCCGGUUCUCCCUGCACAUUGCCCAGCACUGCUGGGUGAGGUGCCGGGGCAGCUGUGGACACCUGAGGUUUGGAAUGUGUGUCAUCAUGAGGCACAGAACCAAAACAAAACACCCCAACCCUUGAGUUUUGUGUUCAUGUAACUUCUAACCAAGAGUCUGCCCUGUAACGCGUCUCCUCCGUGUGACACCCUGUUCUCAGAACACCCUGUCCCGACUGUAAGCUCUCUCCACAGCCCUGAGGAAGGUAUUGUAACCAGAGCCAUUGUACUGAUGAAAGCCUUCUGGUAGCAAUAAAGAAAGUUGUCCUGGA